CCGGUGUUUACCUCACACAGGCGUGGCUCCGCAUUCGCUUCACCAGAUUCGCCACUUUCACCCGGUAGAGAUAAUUCCCAAACUUUCUGAUGAGCCUGAGACCUGUGUCACGUCCGCUGCUGACGCCGGUAUUAUGGUGUAUUAUAUUAACCCUCACCCGUGUCGGGGGUGAUAGAGUGAGGAAAGUGCUGCGGCCAAUGUGCAGGGUGUACCGGCGAAUUGCGCGGGACGGAAGGAUCGUUCCCAGUCCCAGGUACCGGCAGCCGCCGGGGUGUCACCCCCAGAGGGGCGGAGCCAGGGACUACAGCAGCCAGAGCUCCAUCCGUGCCUGUUAUGGGAUUGGUUACAAUAAUUACACAGCCAGUGGUCUCUCCUGCUUCCUGACAGCGCGCCUUCUGCUUUUCCCACUUCUUCCCCAGGGAUCUGGGCUGCAGAGCACAGGAUUGAAAAAAAAUGUCUGACCAGGAAGAUGAUAUUUGGGGUUACAAAUCCAACAGGAAAAGAAGAGCUUCAGGCAGAAAUGGGGAUGUAACCGUUUCUCAGGAAGAGGGGAGAAAAGCUGGGGGACAGGGAAAGAGAAGGGGUGACGGGAGAACGGGCGCAUCACGAAAGACUAAGAAUCCCAGGAAGAGAAAGAAAGCAGACACUUCACCGGACCCAGCACGUGAGCAAAAUAAACCAGCAAAACACGGAGCGGAUUCUCCAGGGGAAGUGCUGACAACACCGACAAGACAACCGAACCCCACAACUCCACAAGCCAGGCACAGCGGGUACUGCCCCAGCUGCCAGAUGCCCUUCUCCAUACUCUUGGUACAGACGCCUCGAUGGCACGUCAGUGAAUGUUUGGACACAGUGGCAGCCGCACAAACAGAAUGUCCGGACGGGAUGAGAUGCUCGUCAACCAUUGCUUCACACUACAAGAGGUUCUCUCACUUCCUGCUCGCACACAGCAGAGCUGGGGACCAGUCCUUGUUUUCUCCACCACCUUCUCCAUAUUGUCCUUCAUCUCAAGCUGGGGAAUCGAACAUAUCAAAUGACAAAAGACACAGCCAUAGGUCACCGGCGUUCAUUAAUAGCAAUACAACCCCCAAGUCUCGGUCCCCCACCAGCUCUCAGGACUCGGUAAAAUGGAUAUCACUCGAUGCCUGGCUCUCGCCUUCCAAAAGGGCUGAAAACUCUGCUGCCUUAUCGCAGGAGAGACCCAGUCGCAGUACUCCAAGCCGCGUGAGGUCUGCGCGUCCGUCGCGGCAAGGCGCUGAUAGUGAUCGCACAAUCUCUUUUUCCCCACUUGUCAGCGACCAGGAACUGUUCAGCGAUGGAGAGGAGAGCAGCUGCUCAGUAAAGGGACAGAUCCCCAGGAAAUUGUCUGCCAGCUCGGGAAAUAACGUCAGCAGGAGAUUGCUGGCUACAUACGACUGCCACAAUAAUAUAAAUGAAACUGUAACAACUCCCCCCAAGCAGGCAAAUAACAUCGAUGAUUCAAACGCUGUAAGCAGUGUUACUGGGGUCAGCACCUGUGCUAGUGAUCAGGCUGGGACUGCAAAUUGCACUGAGCAGGGCAAUUGGUCUGAAUGUAGUACACCUGGGUCAGAGCCCUGGGGAUGGGAUUUAACACAGCUGGAUCCUGAGUGCUGGAUAGAUGAGGAGUCUGACAACAUUAAUCCAGAUUCCUUCACCCAGACCCAAGGGCUCUCUCUGGCUGCAGAGGUCUGUGAGGAAGAAGAGAUAAUCCACACGUCUGAGCAAACGCAGCAUCCGCACACGGCAAACAGCGGGCCGCCGGCAGCUUGGGCAGAGGAAACGUCGACGCAAAGUUCUCAGGUGAUGUCAGCCUCCGCAAAGGCGAUGAAGCAAAUGGAUAUUGGAGUGUUUUUUGGUCUAAAACCGAAGGCAAAAGCGGAGGUGAAGGUUCCCUUGAAAAGCCAAAGCCCCAAUGCCAUUGCCCCCCAGAGCCAGAAGCCUGUCAGGAAAAGGAAGGCUAAGGGCUCUUUAGGAGACGGUGGGUCCCUCGCUGAUUACCCCAGUGAGGUCUCAGCAGCUGCAGCCACUGGAACCCAGAAACGCUGGGGAAAGAGAUUCCAGCAGGACUCCACCGCAGAGGAGGGUAGAGGAAAGAAGCAGUGUCCCUUCUACAAGAAAAUCCCAGGCACCGGCUUUGUGGUGGACGCUUUCCAGUACGGGCAAAUAGAAGGCUGCUCUGCGUACUUCCUCACCCACUUCCACUCCGAUCACUACGGGGGUCUCACAAAGAAAUUCCGCUUCCCCAUUUAUUGCAGCAAGAUCACAGGGAACCUGGUGGAGAGUAAACUGAGAGUGGAGAAGCAGUUCAUUAAUACGCUGCCCAUGAACACAGAGUGCGUAGUGGACAACGUGCGAGUGAUCCUGUUGGAGGCGAACCACUGUCCCGGAGCUGUUCUGCUUCUCUUUAUCCUCCCCAAUGGGACGAAGGUGCUUCACACGGGAGACUUCCGCGCAGAGCCCUCCAUGGAGCGAUAUCCAGCUCUGAUUGGUCAGAAGAUCCACACCCUGUACCUGGACACCACAUAUUGCAGUCCAGAGUACACCUUUCCCCCGCAGCAGGAGGCCGUGCAGUUUGCGGUGAACGCUGCGUUUGAGACGAUGACUCUGUAUCCGCGCACCCUGGUUGUCUGUGGAACCUACUCUAUUGGGAAGGAGAGAGUCUUCCUGGCGAUCGCCGAUGUUCUAGGCUGUAAAGUCUGCAUGUCCCAGGACAAAUACAAAACCAUGCAGUGCCUGGAGUCCGCUGAGAUCUCCUCGCUGGUGACUACAGACUGGCACAGUACCGCCUUGCACGUCCUGCCCAUGAUGCAGGUUAAUUUUAAGGGUCUUAACGCCCACCUCAACAAGUUCUCAGGAAAAUACGACAGAGUCUUGGCCUUUAAACCUACAGGAUGGACGUAUUCUGAGGGCUGCGGUUCAGUGGCUGAUAUCCGGCCGGACGUUCGAGGGAAAGUCACCAUUUAUGGUGUUCCUUACAGCGAGCACAGCAGUUACCUGGAGAUGAAACGUUUUGUCCAGUUUGUAAAACCUCAGAAAAUAAUCCCGACGGUCAAUGUGGGCAACUGGAAGUCUCGUACCGCCAUGGAGAAAUAUUUUGCCGAAUGGCUUUCAGAAGUCAGAAGCAAAUAAGCUUUUGUACGAAUAUUCUGCCGCAUACUUUAAUGUACUAUUCUGCACUUUCCUAUCUUAUUAGCUGCUAAAUAUUCUGGAGACCAAUAUAUAUCUCCUUUUUUAAGUGUCAGAAAUUUUAUAUUUAUUCUGCAAGGAAGUCUGUCUGUGCAGGGCAGCGAGCCCAUGAAUGUCUGUUUGUCGUACGCUAGGGUGAUAAUGUCUCUAUUCUGUAACACUAAAGUCUUAGGGGCAGUUCAGUUUAGAUGGGGGAGUCCCUUUCUGGUGCGAGUCGGUGUGGUUGAAUGUCGCACUUCUGGGGUUGAGGUGCUGUGCUGUUGGUGGCAUAUCCGUGUCGUUACAUCGCUUCCCCCUCUCUUCUAAUUGAAUUGACCGCUUAAUGUGUUGUCAUUUUUACUUGUAAUGAAAUUACUGAUUUCUAAAUAUAUAUAAAUAAUAAAUAAUUGUGUAAUGGAAUGUUCUAUUCCAGGACAAGAUUUUUAAUGGAAAAAUAAAUCCUUUUACAUAAAGAA
This is a messenger RNA of Pseudophryne corroboree (corroboree frog), 3662 nucleotides long. It is a transcript of the gene DCLRE1A, whose product is annotated as DNA cross-link repair 1A. Bases 454 to 3150 code for a protein of 898 amino acids. Gene Ontology annotation, biological process: interstrand cross-link repair; double-strand break repair via nonhomologous end joining. Lineage: Eukaryota; Metazoa; Chordata; Amphibia; Anura; Myobatrachidae. Gene Ontology annotation, molecular function: 5'-3' DNA exonuclease activity; damaged DNA binding. The record is from RefSeq and is a predicted model, not a curated record. The transcript is spliced from 10 exons.